CUCUUCGCGAUGGCCCUCCACUUCUUCUCCUACCCUCUUCCUCACCAGAUACCUUCAUGUUUCAAUUGAAUUUCUCGAUUUCAUCCAAAUUCCUUUGAAUUCGUUUCAGACGCGGUGCCUCACCACAACAACAACCACCUCUCAUCCUUCAAAUCCUUCUUCAUCCCCUCCUCCUUCGCCCAAAACUGUCGAUAAUAUCUGAAAAAACAUAAUCCUAACUUACUCUCACAGAGACCCACCUCACCAUAAUCACCACCCGUUCGAGGAAGAGACUGAUCUAAUGGGUACUUUGGCUUGCAAAAUAUUCUCCAAGACUAUUGUGUUUGUGCAUUCCAGGAUAAUGAGCCGGACAUCAUUGAUGGUGUGGGUGCUAAAACGGGACAUGUGAUUAGAACCAACAUCGGUGGCCAAAAUGGUCAAUCUAGGCAGGUAAAAUAAUUCUGGGUCAAUUGGUAUUGGAAAAACCUUGAUAAUGUGAAUGAGAAACAUUCUAUCACGAACAAUUUCUCCUUUGGUUACUGGUCAUUGAUCAUUCUGUAACAGAAUAUUAGCUAUAUUGCAAAAAAAUAAGGCAUGUGUUUUUGAGAUCUCGGGAAGAAGGGAAUUUAAGAAGAAAGGUGUCUAUGCCUUUAGAGAUGAGGCAAGCAAACUUCUUCCAUAUAUUAUAUAUAUAACUAAUCUGUUUCAUUCAAUUGAAUUUAAUAUAACUCAAUUUAUUGGUGUGUGUUGUUCAUGUUAGGAUUAUAAUUUUUAUGUAGAUUUUGUUAUGUCACCAUUUAUUGUUCAAGAGUCAAGAAGGGAACCAUGUAUACCCAAGACUUGAGGCUUUGGAUGCUACAAGAGGGCUUUGACCACUUGAGCUACAAAUUUCUGGUAUCACUCUUUUCUACUUAGCUUCCAUUCUUUUGUGUGUGUCUUGUGUUCUUUUUUAAUUUGAUGUUCUGAUAAAUAUAACUCAUAGAUUUUAUGGAGUUACAAAAGUAGCGUAUUUGAAAUUGAAGGAUCUUUGGAACCUGCCCAGUGGCACUAAAGUGGUGUUGCCACUUAAUGAUUGAAAAGAGGCAUUAGUAGAAAUAUAACUCAUGAUCAAUUACAAAUAUAACUCAGAUGCUGCAAGGAAAUCUCAUGACCAAUUAUAUAUUGCCACGGAUAUUUCUUUAAAGAUUCAUGCAGGAAUAAGUGAUCAUGAAAAGAUGAGAAUAUGUUCCACAUUAAAGCAUGAAAAGUUGUCAGCUGAAGCUGUGAGACAUUUUAGUAGAAAUCUGGCAUUUCCUUCAGAAACAAAACCAAGAUUGAAUAUAAAUAGACAAAACCGAAUGAAAAGCCUACUACAGAAAAAUGAUCACUUGAAAAGCUUCUUUGACUCCAUGUUUCUCAAAACCUUCAAGAACAUUAUCAUUGAUGUGAAAGAAGAUGCUAAAAAGGAAACAAUGUUAUAUGAUGGUGACGAAGGAAUACAUAGUAGUGGGACCCAAUUGGCAAGUCUAAAGAAGAUAGAAAAUCAUACUUUGAGUUUAAGCAAUGCUGCUGUUUAUUACUUGCUAAAACUGUGCAUAAGAUUAGCUUAAUUUUUUAUUUGACACUCAAGUAUAUACUUUCAAUUCAUGUAUAAUAUAUUUGAUAUACGAUAUUAUUUAUUAA
This is a messenger RNA of Arachis duranensis, 1641 nucleotides long. RefSeq names its product BTB/POZ domain-containing protein At3g22104. Lineage: Eukaryota; Viridiplantae; Streptophyta; Magnoliopsida; Fabales; Fabaceae. The record is from RefSeq and is a predicted model, not a curated record. The coding region runs from base 1083 to 1568 and encodes 161 amino acids. The transcript has 2 exons.